This is a messenger RNA of Caenorhabditis elegans, 3929 nucleotides long. It is a transcript of the gene age-1, whose product is annotated as Phosphatidylinositol 3-kinase age-1. Bases 1 to 3549 code for a protein of 1182 amino acids. The record is from RefSeq and is marked reviewed. Gene Ontology annotation, molecular function: 1-phosphatidylinositol-3-kinase activity; kinase activity. NCBI's taxonomy places the organism in Eukaryota, Metazoa, Nematoda, Chromadorea, Rhabditida, Rhabditidae. Gene Ontology annotation, biological process: phosphatidylinositol phosphate biosynthetic process; animal gross anatomical part developmental process. The transcript has 9 exons.
AUGUCUAUGGGACGAAGCCCCUCCACGACAUUUCGAAGUCGAACCGGAAGCCAUGGAGCUCGAGAUCUGAUUGCUGGACACGGACGGAACUCCCGACGUAUCUCGCAGAUGCAUGUUAACAUUUUACAUCCACAACUGCAAACGAUGGUCGAGCAGUGGCAAAUGCGAGAACGCCCAUCGCUGGAGACCGAGAAUGGCAAAGGAUCGCUGCUCCUGGAAAAUGAAGGUGUCGCAGAUAUCAUCACUAUGUGUCCAUUCGGAGAAGUUAUUAGUGUAGUAUUUCCGUGGUUUCUUGCAAAUGUGCGAACAUCGCUAGAAAUCAAGCUAUCAGAUUUCAAACAUCAACUUUUCGAAUUGAUUGCUCCGAUGAAGUGGGGAACAUAUUCCGUAAAGCCACAGGAUUAUGUGUUCAGACAGUUGAAUAAUUUCGGCGAAAUUGAAGUUAUAUUUAACGACGAUCAACCCCUGUCGAAAUUAGAGCUCCACGGCACUUUCCCAAUGCUUUUUCUCUACCAACCUGAUGGAAUAAACAGGGAUAAAGAAUUAAUGAGUGAUAUAAGUCAUUGUCUAGGAUACUCACUGGAUAAACUGGAAGAGAGCCUCGAUGAGGAACUCCGUCAAUUUCGUGCUUCUCUCUGGGCUCGUACGAAGAAAACGUGCUUGACACGUGGACUUGAGGGUACCAGUCACUACGCGUUCCCCGAAGAACAGUACUUGUGUGUUGGUGAAUCGUGCCCGAAAGAUUUGGAAUCAAAAGUCAAGGCUGCCAAGCUGAGUUAUCAGAUGUUUUGGAGAAAACGUAAAGCGGAAAUCAAUGGAGUUUGCGAGAAAAUGAUGAAGAUUCAAAUUGAAUUCAAUCCGAACGAAACUCCGAAAUCUCUGCUUCACACGUUUCUCUACGAAAUGCGAAAAUUGGAUGUAUACGAUACCGAUGAUCCUGCAGAUGAAGGAUGGUUUCUUCAAUUGGCUGGACGUACCACGUUUGUUACAAAUCCAGAUGUCAAACUUACGUCUUAUGAUGGUGUCCGUUCGGAACUGGAAAGCUAUCGAUGCCCUGGAUUCGUUGUUCGCCGACAAUCACUAGUCCUCAAAGACUAUUGUCGCCCAAAACCACUCUACGAACCACAUUAUGUGAGAGCACACGAACGAAAACUUGCUCUAGACGUGCUCAGCGUGUCUAUAGAUAGCACACCAAAACAGAGCAAGAACAGUGACAUGGUUAUGACUGAUUUUCGUCCGACAGCUUCACUCAAACAAGUUUCACUUUGGGACCUUGACGCGAAUCUUAUGAUACGGCCUGUGAAUAUUUCUGGAUUCGAUUUCCCGGCCGACGUGGAUAUGUACGUUCGAAUCGAAUUCAGUGUAUAUGUGGGGACACUGACGCUGGCAUCAAAAUCUACAACAAAAGUGAAUGCUCAAUUUGCAAAAUGGAAUAAGGAAAUGUACACUUUUGAUCUAUACAUGAAGGAUAUGCCACCAUCUGCAGUACUCAGCAUUCGUGUUUUGUACGGAAAAGUGAAAUUAAAAAGUGAAGAAUUCGAAGUUGGUUGGGUAAAUAUGUCCCUAACCGAUUGGAGAGAUGAACUACGACAAGGACAAUUUUUAUUCCAUCUGUGGGCUCCUGAACCGACUGCCAAUCGUAGUAGGAUCGGAGAAAAUGGAGCAAGGAUAGGCACCAACGCAGCGGUUACAAUUGAAAUCUCAAGUUAUGGUGGUAGAGUUCGAAUGCCGAGUCAAGGACAAUACACAUAUCUCGUCAAGCACCGAAGUACUUGGACGGAAACUUUGAAUAUUAUGGGUGAUGACUAUGAGUCGUGUAUCAGAGAUCCAGGAUAUAAGAAGCUUCAGAUGCUUGUCAAGAAGCAUGAAUCUGGAAUUGUAUUAGAGGAAGAUGAACAACGUCAUGUCUGGAUGUGGAGGAGAUACAUUCAAAAGCAGGAGCCUGAUUUGCUCAUUGUGCUCUCCGAACUCGCAUUUGUGUGGACUGAUCGUGAGAACUUUUCCGAGCUCUAUGUGAUGCUUGAAAAAUGGAAACCGCCGAGUGUGGCAGCCGCGUUGACUUUGCUUGGAAAACGUUGCACGGAUCGUGUGAUUCGAAAGUUUGCAGUGGAGAAGUUGAAUGAGCAGCUGAGCCCGGUCACAUUCCAUCUUUUCAUAUUGCCUCUCAUACAGGCGUUGAAGUACGAACCGCGUGCUCAAUCGGAAGUUGGAAUGAUGCUCUUGACUAGAGCUCUCUGCGAUUAUCGAAUUGGACAUCGACUUUUCUGGCUGCUCCGUGCAGAGAUUGCUCGUUUGAGAGAUUGUGAUCUGAAAAGUGAAGAAUAUCGCCGUAUCUCACUUCUGAUGGAAGCUUACCUCCGUGGAAAUGAAGAGCACAUCAAGAUCAUCACCCGACAAGUUGACAUGGUUGAUGAGCUCACACGAAUCAGCACUCUUGUCAAAGGAAUGCCAAAAGAUGUUGCUACGAUGAAACUGCGUGACGAGCUUCGAUCGAUUAGUCAUAAAAUGGAAAAUAUGGAUUCUCCACUGGAUCCUGUGUACAAACUGGGUGAAAUGAUAAUCGACAAAGCCAUCGUCCUAGGAAGUGCAAAACGUCCGUUAAUGCUUCACUGGAAGAACAAAAAUCCAAAGAGUGACCUGCACCUUCCGUUCUGUGCAAUGAUCUUCAAGAAUGGAGACGAUCUUCGCCAGGACAUGCUUGUUCUUCAAGUUCUCGAAGUUAUGGAUAACAUCUGGAAGGCUGCAAACAUUGAUUGCUGUUUGAACCCGUACGCAGUUCUUCCAAUGGGAGAAAUGAUUGGAAUUAUUGAAGUUGUGCCUAAUUGUAAAACAAUAUUCGAGAUUCAAGUUGGAACAGGAUUCAUGAAUACAGCAGUUCGGAGUAUUGAUCCUUCGUUUAUGAAUAAGUGGAUUCGGAAACAAUGCGGAAUUGAAGAUGAAAAGAAGAAAAGCAAAAAGGACUCUACGAAAAAUCCCAUCGAAAAGAAGAUUGAUAAUACUCAAGCCAUGAAGAAAUAUUUUGAAAGUGUCGAUCGAUUCCUAUACUCGUGUGUUGGAUAUUCAGUUGCCACGUACAUAAUGGGAAUCAAGGAUCGUCACAGUGAUAAUCUGAUGCUCACUGAAGAUGGAAAAUAUUUCCACAUUGAUUUCGGUCACAUUUUGGGACACGGAAAGACCAAACUUGGGAUCCAGCGAGAUCGUCAACCGUUUAUUCUAACCGAACACUUUAUGACAGUGAUUCGAUCGGGUAAAUCUGUGGAUGGAAAUUCGCAUGAGCUACAAAAAUUCAAAACGUUAUGCGUCGAAGCCUACGAAGUAAUGUGGAAUAAUCGAGAUUUGUUCGUUUCCUUGUUCACCUUGAUGCUCGGAAUGGAGUUGCCUGAGCUGUCGACGAAAGCGGAUUUGGAUCAUUUGAAGAAAACCCUCUUCUGCAAUGGAGAAAGCAAAGAAGAAGCGAGAAAGUUUUUCGCUGGAAUCUACGAAGAAGCCUUCAAUGGAUCAUGGUCUACCAAAACGAAUUGGCUCUUCCACGCAGUCAAACACUACUGAAACCUCUGUUAUCUAAUAAUAUAACACAUUCCGUGUACACAAAUAUUUUUGAUUCGUUAACCCGCCGUAUCUUUCACCCCCUCAACACCUCUCUCUCCUCUCUCCCUGUGUUUAUUUUUUGAAUUUCUUGUAUAUUUCAGAAUAUCAUUGUAGUUAUCUCAUUGAUGUAUGUAAAUUCAGAUACAUUUUUAUUCGAUACAUAAGUUUUCAUUUCACUAGAUUUAGACUUUGUCUCCCCAUGUGCCAACGUCUCGACCUUUGUCUUCGGAUUGCACAAUGCCUUGAACAACGGAAAUGACCCAACUCUAGACUUUCCAUGAUUUCUUGGCUGAACAUUCAUUGUGAACUCUCACACUUGUGAAAAAUAUCAAACUGAUCAU